ACUCAAGUACUCUGGAUGAGAGAGAGAGAGAGAGAGAGAGAGAGAGAGAGAGAGAGAGAGAGAGAGAGAGAGAGAGAGAGCCGUGUGAUUCGGUAUCAACACCGGGACAAAACGAGAUUUAAAGCCACGUUAGUUCAGGUUUAUUGCGUUCGGCUUCGUGUUUUGUUUCGCAAAACGUGUUUGGAAGACAACUUUCAACAGAGAGGGGACAGAAGGAGCCGCUGAAAAAUCCACUUCAAGUAACUGAAGGACUUUUUUACUUAAAGGAAGACACAAGAAAAACACAUUAGUGUUUCUUCCAGCCUUGGAGAUCUUGCUUUGGACGCUGUUUGGUUCCGGACUUUGGCGCACAAAAGGCUGGACUCCGGCGCGUGUGGACGGGACACCGAGACACCGAGCCUGCGACUUUGGGCGAGACUGAAGCUACAGACAAACUGGACAAAGUGAAGAUUAUCAACUAGAAACUCAUUUCAAGACUAAAUCGGGAGGUUUUAUUGUGAAGAUCGGGGAAAUUGAGUAUCUGUGGGCGCACUGUGGCGCACAAAUGGUGUUUCUGUGGGACGCCAAAUACGACCCAGCCCCCGGCCGGCGUUACACCCCCCCAUCCACUACCCUCGCCUCGGGGGGGAAGAUGGCUGAGGCCCUGCCGCUGGGCGCCCAGGAGGCCGGAGGCGGGGCCGCUCUGGUGAGCAAACUGCGAAUGGCCGACCGCGGCAUGGUGGAGGUGAUCUCAGAUCAUCCAGGUGAGCUGAUGAAGACAGACAGUCCUAACUUCCUGUGCUCGGUGCUGCCCACACACUGGAGGUGUAACAAGACCCUGCCCAUCGCAUUUAAGGUGGUUGCCUUGGGCGACAUCCCAGACGGCACCCUGGUGACGGUGAUGGCGGGGAACGAUGAAAACUACUCAGCUGAGCUUCGGAACGCCACGGCCGCAAUCAAGAACCAAGUGGCCAGAUUCAACGACCUGCGCUUUGUCGGCCGCAGUGGAAGAGGGAAGAGUUUCACCCUGACCAUCACGGUGUUCACCAACCCGCCUCAAGUGGCCACAUACCAGAGAGCCAUUAAGAUAACGGUGGACGGCCCCAGAGAGCCACGACGCCAACGUCAAAAGAUGGACGAGGUCAAACCCGGCACCCUGGCGUUCUCAGAGAGGCUAACAGAGCUGGAGCACCUGAGGAGGAACUCCAUGAGGGUGACGCCACCUCACCACCAUCACCACCAACCCUCCGCCAACACUCGCCAAUCUGCGGCGCUUAACUCCGCCACCUUCUCCAGCCCGACGCACACUCAGAUCACUGCCGAUUCCAGACAGAUGCAGUCGUCUCCGUCUUGGUCCUACGACCAAUCAUAUCCCUACCUUGGCCAGAUUACCACGCCCACCGUCCACACAGCCAAUCCCCUUUCGCCUGGUCGCUCCUCGCUCAGUGACCUGUCCUCACGACUCACAGGUCCUGAUCUCACAGCUUUUGGAGACCCCAGGAUGACCUUAGAACGACCUUUCAGCUCCCUCCCAUCCUUGCCUGACUCCCGCUUCUCCGAUCCUCGAGUCCACUACCCUCCGACAGCUGCCGCCUUCACCUACGCGCCGUCUCACAACCCUGUCUCCAACGGCGCCCUUGGCAUCACUAUGGCAACGGCAAUGGCAACCACUCCAGCGGGGAGGUACCACACAUACCUGCCUCCUCCCUACCCGGCAAACACCCCCCACCAGGCUCAGAAUGGUCACUUCCAGUCCACCUCUUCGCCGUACCACCUGUACUACUCCACUGCUGCUGGGUCGUACCAGUUUUCCAUGAUGGCGGGGGGAGGAGGCAGUGGUGACUCGCGCUCCCCGCCAAGGAUCCUGCCACCGUGCACCAACGCCUCCACAGGCACCUCUCUCCUGCACCCCUCUCUGCCCAAUCAGAAUGAAGGAGUGGGUGUGGAGGUGGAGUCCAGCCACAGUACCUCGCCGACAAACAUGGUGGCAGCAGAAGCUGUCUGGAGACCGUACUGAAUACGUCACAAAGGAUGCACUUGUUUAGGGAGGCUACCUGGUCAUGUGAUGACUAAAAUCAUUAAACAGGGAAACAAACACCAAUCCUACAACAGCAUGUGAUUACUAACACUCAUAUCAGUGAAAGAAUAAGGAAAGUCUGGUGUUUAUUCUUCUCUCACUAAGCCCAUCAAAAGGCAAAAACAUACAUUUUUUAAUUUGCCGUUAUAACUUCCACACAAAGUCUGUUGCUAUCAACUACAAGCACAUUGGUUCCUAGUGUAGUUGUAAAUCUUUUUUUUUUAAAUGCAAUAAACGCACAAUUUAAAUUUGUAAUUCUGUCAAACACAUGGAAAGAUUUAGAUCGAUUAUACCCACUUAACAAAACCCAACUUUGAAAUUCAUAUCGCUUCCAAACAUCAACGGUGAGAAUGGAAAAAGCAUCCAGUGGUUGUUAAAAGCACUAUCGCCUGUCACUUGCGCACAUUCCCCCGAUUGUUUCCAGGGGAAAAUUGCAUCUUCGGGAGUCUUCUAACUUUUCUUCUCACAAUUACUAAAUCUUCAUUUUAGAACAACCAUGUGUCACCACUUGACCAGGAGCCUGAUGAGUGCACCCAGAAUAAAACGAUCUACUGAAAAACAAUGUUGGCGAAUACAAAAACAAGCAGAGUGAUUGACAGGUGCAAGCGAAUGGAAAAAGACUUUGCAGAGGAGAUGUAAUAAAUGAAGGACGCAGGGUAAUAUUUUGGUUUUACACUGACAAGUGCAUGCAGCGGCACUGGACUGAUCACCACUCAGCAUUCUUUGUAAAAUAACUCCUUCCUUGUAAAUGUUGGUGUUGUGAAUAGAUUUGCUCAUGCCAAAUAUCUUGACUGCCUGGUUGUUUCACCCUUCAUGAUUCAAGCCCUCUUACAGUGGGAUUUUUAUUUUAGGAAAAACUGAACCCAUUUAAAUGUUUUAAUUGUUUACAUUUGUGUUACCAGUUGGAUGCAAAAACUGAAAGAUUGUCUUAGAUCAGAAACUUUCGUCCAGGGUGAUUUUUUUGGGGGGGUUUAAAUGCCUUUAUUUGAGAGGACAGGAGGAGGAGCGAGAGUGGGAAAGAACCGAGGGUCAUACUCGAAACUAGGGAGAUCCCCAUCCUGGACUAUAGCCUCAGUAAAUGGGGCGCAUGAUGUAACCACAGGGCCAACUGGCACUGCAAGGUGAAUUAUUCUAACUUAAAAGUUGGAUUUUGACUCGUUUCUUUUUUUUCUCAGCAUGAUAUUUUGUUAAUUUAUUCCACGAUACCGGUUGUGGUAGCAUUUCAUGUGUGUGUUUGUGUGUGAAAGAGACAAAGACUGUGUGUGUACUGUAAAUAAAAUGGCUGUCAAUGAC
Messenger RNA from Labrus bergylta (ballan wrasse), 3349 nucleotides. It is a transcript of the gene runx1, whose product is annotated as RUNX family transcription factor 1. The record is from RefSeq and is a predicted model, not a curated record. Gene Ontology annotation, biological process: ossification; chondrocyte differentiation; regulation of cell differentiation. Gene Ontology annotation, molecular function: ATP binding; DNA-binding transcription factor activity, RNA polymerase II-specific; RNA polymerase II cis-regulatory region sequence-specific DNA binding. Gene Ontology annotation, cellular component: nucleus. NCBI's taxonomy places the organism in Eukaryota, Metazoa, Chordata, Actinopteri, Labriformes, Labridae.